AUGCGCCAUCUAACACGCCUCCGUCGCGACCAACUUCAUCGCAUCGUCUCCACCCGGACGAGAUUGCUUCAUACUCAACAAGAUGUGAAUACUUAUACUACAUCGAGAGUGCCUCUCUCGUCCGAUCAGACUCCCGCGGGAAGUGGAAACAGCAGAGACCCCCAGACCGACAAUGUCAACAAGACUACCCGAACACUCUCCGGCCUCACCAUCGGCAUCAAGGACAACAUCGUGACAAAGUCUCAACCCACCACCGCUGCCUCCCGCGCUCUCUCAGGCUAUACCUCACCCUUCGAUGCCACCGUUGUCAAGCUCCUCCAGAACCAUGGCGCCCAACUCUUGCCUGGACUGAACAUGGAUGAAUUCGGAAUGGGCUCCCAUUCCCAACAUUCGCACCGCGGCCCUGUCCUGAGUCCGUUCAAACGCGACGACGUCUCCCUCUCGCCGGGAGGUAGCAGCGGCGGCAGCGCGGUGGCUGUCGCUCGAGGGGAUUGCUGGGCCGCGUUGGGAACGGAUACAGGUGGAUCGGUGAGGCUACCUGCGGCAUAUACGGGCAUCGUCGGCUUCAAGCCUUCGUAUGGGAGGAUUUCGAGAUGGGGGGUGAUUCCCUAUGCGAAUUCUCUAGACACGGUGGGGAUCCUGGCGCGGAGCACGGAGGACGUCGGGAAGGUGUUCCGGUGUCUGGACGGGUACGAUGAGAAGGACCCAACGUCUCUCUCGCCGAGCGUAAGGCGACGGAUAGAUUCCACAACACGUUCGCGUCCGCACCAGCACAAACAACAACAGAGCCGACCCCUACUCCGCAUCGGAAUCCCCCUGGAAUACAACCUCGCCGAAAUCAGCCCGGCCGUCCGCGCAACCUACCUCCACACCCUGACCCUCCUCCAGCAAGCAGGCCAUACCCUCCACCCGGUUUCGCUCCCCACAACGCGCCUCGCCCUGUCCGCAUACUACGUCCUCGCCCCGGCCGAAGCAUCCUCCAACCUCGCCAAAUACGACGGCAUCCGCUACGGCCACCGCAGCAGCAACAACAGCGACAAGAACGACGCAUCGCCAUCACCAUCACCAUCAUCACCACUCUACGCCCGCACCCGCGCCGAAGCUUUCGGCAGGGAAGUCCAACGCCGCAUCCUCCUCGGCACAUACACCCUCAGCGCGGACGCGCAGGAGAAUUUCUUCCGCCAGGCGCAGCGCGUGCGGAGGUUGGUGCAGCGGGAUUUCGACGGGGUGUUCGCAGCGGGGAAUCCGCUUUCGCAUGAAUCCGGCGGGACCUCGACGUCGUCGUCGGCGUCGGGGGGGGUUUCUCGCGCCGACGACGCGGGCGGCGUUGAUGGAGUCCGAGUGCAUGUCCUCCUCGCCCCCACCGCGCCCACGCUGCCGCCCACGGUCGUGGAAUUGCUCGGGAGAAGCCCCGUCGAGGAGUUCACGAACGAUGUCCUGACUGUUCCGGCGAGUCUCGCGGGCUUGCCGGCGGUGAGUGUGCCGGUGCCGCUUGUGCGGGAGAAGAAAGCGGAGGGUGAGCGGGAUGUCCGGACCGUGGGAUUGCAGAUCCUGGGUCAGUUCGGUCAGGAUGAGAUGGUCCUUCAGGCGGCGGAGAUGCUCGAGGGCCUUGUUGCUUCGCGGCAGCGGUGA
Molecule: messenger RNA, 1632 nt
Organism: Dissoconium aciculare CBS 342.82
Lineage: Eukaryota; Fungi; Ascomycota; Dothideomycetes; Mycosphaerellales; Dissoconiaceae
Product: amidase signature enzyme
Exons: 2
Coding region: 1-1632 (543 amino acids)
Biological process (GO): glutaminyl-tRNAGln biosynthesis via transamidation; mitochondrial translation
Cellular component (GO): glutamyl-tRNA(Gln) amidotransferase complex; mitochondrion
Molecular function (GO): glutaminyl-tRNA synthase (glutamine-hydrolyzing) activity
Source: RefSeq, a predicted model, not a curated record